This is a messenger RNA of Sardina pilchardus (European sardine), 3636 nucleotides long. It is a transcript of the gene tp53i11b, whose product is annotated as tumor protein p53 inducible protein 11b. The coding region runs from base 260 to 829 and encodes 189 amino acids. The record is from RefSeq and is a predicted model, not a curated record. The transcript has 8 exons. Lineage: Eukaryota; Metazoa; Chordata; Actinopteri; Clupeiformes; Clupeidae.
CGAAUUCUAGGGUGUUUGCAAUCCCAAAGAGCACGGCGAUGUAAAUGUUUGAGGCACAAGCACUCGUGACAGACGACAAUAAGCAAGAGGGAAAACGAGAGCAUUGAACAUUUGCCGGUUGUCUCACACCUGCUUCAGAGAGGGACUCGCUACAACUUCUUGCCUGAGACGGGAGCACCAGUGGCCGGGGUCAGGAGCCAGGCGUUGACCCCCUCUCUCCCUCAAGACUGAGGAAUCCUGUUCAAUCAACGCUCCUAGCAUGGCUGGUAAAUCCCACCCGCCUCUGAUGAAGAAGCACAGUCAGUCCGACCUGGUGAGCCGACUCAAGACGCGUAAGAUCCUGGGCGUGGGAGGCGAGGACGAUGAUGGAGAGGUGCACCGGUCCAAGAUCAGUCAGAUGCUGGGGAACGAGAUCAAGUUUGCGCUGCGAGAGCCUGCGGGACUGAGGCCGUGGAUCCUCUUCUCCGCGGUGGUCUUCACGGCCGUGGCUCUCAUGGCCCUUACGGUCCCUAGUCAGCUGUAUGAAGUUGUGUUUGAAGAGGAGCAAACAGCCACGAGUCUCUCCGUUCGUCUCUACGGAGGAGCGCUGCUCAGUCUGUCCCUCAUCAUGUGGAACGGCCUGUACAGCGCUGAGAAGGUCAUCAUCCAGUGGACCCUGCUGAGCGAAGCCUGUUACUUUGCCAUCCAGUUUAUAGUGACCUCCAUCACUCUCAUAGAACUGGGCCUUUUCUCCAACUCCGCCAUCCUCCUCCUCCUCAGCCGCCUGCUCUUCCUCACAGUCACCCUGUCGUACUACUACCACCUGGGCCGCCGGAACCGGAAGAUGUGAGGCCCCCGAGGGUGGGCGGACUCACACACACACACACACGGCGACAACGGAAGUGCUAAACAUCACUUUCCCCAUCGACUCCAGCUGCAGUCAGGAAAGAACACCCAAGCCUUGUUGGAAAUGACAUCAUCACACACAUCACAGUUUUAUGCCUUUUUACAAUAUUCUUUUUUUUGAAUAGGGAACAUCGCCAGGUGUACACAGUAAAUAAUAAUUGUUGUUUUGUUUCUUUUUUGUUGUUUGAUUUGUGGUGCAUCACCAUAAACAGUAUCUUGCCCUGUGAUGUUUCUGUCCAGGAUAUCACCAGAACUUCUGCUGAGCAUUACAUGAAAUGCUGCCAUUUCAGUAGUUGAGCUCCGUUCCGUAUGAUUUUAGUGGGAUCAUUUGAUAGCUUGAUAUGUCUUAAUUAAUUACACAACCCUAUAUUUUCGCUAACACAGUAUAGACUUAACAAGGACAAUGAUAUUAACUAACAGCAUUUUUGGCUUUAGGAGGCUUCCUGCAAUUGGGCCUCCUUGCUGUAUCCACUCAGCCCUUCUGCUCAGCAGGUUACAUUUUUAAAUCCUCCACAAAACAUGCCUCAAAGUCUCUGUCGCAUCCUCCUCCUCCCCUCCAAUAGACAGGACAGGACAGGACAGGACCGGACAGGAGUUCACAGGGCACUCUACGCUAUCAGGGAAUAAGCAUUUGAGUAACCAUCAAAUUACUCAUAUGGGAAGAAAAAUAAGGACAUUGUACCGAAUGACCAAAGUUAAAAGUCUACUAUUUACAUGAACACUACACAUUUGCUCUAGACUAGAGUAACACACGAGUAACACAGUACUUGUAUGUGCAUGCCGCAAUUAAUAUGAACUCUCUCUGUCUUGUAACGUGAGAUUCGGUGGGGCGGUGUGCCGCCACCAACCCUGUCCCUGAUCUGUAGGUAGAGAAAAAAAAGAGCUUGACUCUUCCAAGUGAUUUGUGGCCAGGCAUGUACAGUGUAGCAGAUUGCUUUUGUUGAUCAGUUGUAGCACAGUUGUUUCCUUCUACUAUAGUGUUGCCUUAAAAACUUCCGACAUAGCGACAGGACGUUCAGUCAUGAAUCAGUGUCUUCUUUCUAACUCACAGUAGCCAUACUUACUGCCAAUAAUUGUGAUUAUUAUGGACUGUAAAUUGCACAAUUUAUCUCUCUCUUUUUUUGGUAUUUUAUGAAUAUGAGCUUAUUUAUUUGGCUGAGUGUGUCUUGAGUGUCUGGAGUCAUUUUGUAUUUUUGGUAUAACAUGAGAUGGGUAUAUCCCUUCCUUUGUAGUACUGCAUGCAUAAGAUACAUGUUGAAGUAGCUUUUGUAGCAGACCUCUUUAAAAAAGGAAUGUGCAGCAGCUGUGGAGAGAUGAGAUUAAGCAUGUGAAAUGACUAUUCAUAAAAUGGCGCCUGGCUGUACACUAAUUGGUUGUGUAGAGCUAUCUGAUAAAAAACGAAACUAUUCUGUGUGCAUUUAGUUUUUUGUUUUGUUUUGUUUUGUUUUUUUUGACACAUAGAAGUUAUUUUGUAAAUGAGUGUGGGUUUGGGUAUGUGUGUAUGUGUGUAGUGUAUGUGUGUGUGUUUGUAUGGGAGUGUGUUCAAAGAGCUUUGUGUAUAUUCCAGGAAGGGAGUAACUUGUCCACCUGUCUAUUUUUCAAUUUCAGUCGUUAUCAUUGUGAACAGUGUUCUUUCUACAUCACAUAAGCACCCCUGACUGAUGUUUUGACCACUACAAAAAAUAUAUAUAAAAUAAAUGAACAAAUUCGCUGAGCCACAUGCAGUAGUAGUAAUAUCUGGAGACCAUACGAUAACCUGCCCAGUAAUGGGCUGAAGACAGUGCAGUGCCCACAGGGCUGGUGCCGGAUUGGUUUUGUUUACAGAAAAGGUCCUCUGGCAGGAGGAGGCAUGGAAUAUUCCCAUGUGUUGCAAACACGCCUGGACACACAGAGAGGGACCGAUUUGUUUAUACGAGCGCAGCAAGUGUGUAUGCGUGGGUCAGUAAAUGACAGUGUUCUGACUGUUUGUUUCCAACCAUGGUAACCAGAAGGACUCCGCUAUGGCUCCGAGUGCAUCAUAGAGGUUCUCUUGUACCCAGUGUGGCAGCGCUGAGAUGUUUGGCAAAGCAAGUGUCCUGCAAAGGUUUGAGCUCGGACAGGCUCUCUCUGUGAGACUACAAUUUUUCUUCUUUAGAAUGUUUAAUUAACCAUGGCCUUCUACCAUGUUUGUUCUGGCCAAGUGCAAAAUAUCUGACCAGUGGCAAUUAGAGUGUUUUGAACCAACAACUGCAUGCCGCUGAUUAGACGGUUUCACUGAUGCCGUUUGCUUUAAAUUAGCUGUAGGCCUAUAGAAGGAGCUGAGCUGGAACUCUGGAGUGCCCUAAUGGUCUCUGUCUGAUGUACAUGUUCAUGAUUGCCCUGACUGUUUAAGGGCAUCAAACCCCAUCACUCGUGUCGUUUCCAUUUGUAGUAAGAUGUACAAGCACAAAAGUAUGCGCGCCAUUCAUCAUCAAAACUGCUCUGAGCAACAAACCAAUUCUUGUCAUCAUCAGCCAGGUGUUAUUAGGUCUACAGAGUACCAGUACUGCCUAGGAAGCCCUUGUGUAAGGUGUGAAAUGUGUGUCAGUCAUUUUAUGACUCCUUGUAUCACUACCACUGAUAACUUGCAGCUUAACAGCAGUCUCACCUACUUCACAUGUGUAAGUGUGUAAGGCUGUUCCAGAUAGUUUUGUUUGUUUUUAUGUGUGUAUGUGUAAAUAUUGUACAAAAGAGAAUGUGGUUGUCCUGAAAUAGUUUUCAAAUAAAGAUAUA